Molecule: messenger RNA, 660 nt
Organism: Spirodela intermedia
Lineage: Eukaryota; Viridiplantae; Streptophyta; Magnoliopsida; Alismatales; Araceae
Source: the annotation of a GenBank genome assembly
AUGGUGUAUAUUCCUGUCGAGAUCUCCCUCUUCUCCGCCCAUGACAUCGUCGAUGGAUCCCUCUCGUCCUCCCAGGCCGAGAUCUUCGCUUACAUCGUCCUGACUGUGGGAGAUGAAGUCUACGGAUAUCAGAGGAUGCCGGCUGCGGAUUUCGACGGGGAAAACCUUCUGUGGAGAUCCACGGCGAAAUUCGCCGUCCCCCAGGAGAGCUGGAACUAUCAGAACAUUCACAUCCUCCUGCGUAAAAGGAGCCGUGGCAGGGAAGACGACGUCGGCUACGCCAGGAUAUCCGUCGAGGAUCUCUCCGAAAAGGCCUCCGAGAUUUCUGCCUCGCUGUGGGGCUCUACGUUCUCAUUCACCUGUGACAUCACGACGACGGGCGGUGUUCAGAGCGGCUCGCUGAGUCUUGCGUUAAGGUACGGGGGGGAGGAUGCUGGCGACGAAUAUGCCGGUGUAACUGCGGAGGGGAAGAAUCUGAAGAAGAUACAACUCCUCGCUUUAUUAUUGAUGGGAUUGCUGGCUUGGUGGCUGCUCCGCCGCAUGGUAUGCGAGGUACGCGCCGCCCUCAAUCCUGGACCAUCGCAGGCAGCGGGAUCGCGCUCUCACUGGCGGGCGAUUCUGCUACUGGAAGUCCUGCUUAUUGUGCUAACCAGGCUCUAA